Molecule: messenger RNA, 1787 nt
Organism: Closterium sp. Yama58-4
Lineage: Eukaryota; Viridiplantae; Streptophyta; Zygnematophyceae; Desmidiales; Closteriaceae
Source: the annotation of a GenBank genome assembly
AUGCCCGCUGAAGAGCCCGAUCCACCACAUGGCGCGAGGAACGGACUCUCGGUGCUGGGCGUUCUACCACGCCUUAGCGAGAACUACGCCGUGCCCAUCGCUCAGCCGCCGCCUCGCGAGCCGUCACCAGAAGUAGUGGUAGGAACGGUUUAUCCGUUCGAGCCUCCUGGCUCGCCCACGGCGUGGGAGCCACAUCCAGACAUUGAAUUAGUUCCCGGCGGCAGCGAGGGCUCGUCCAAGCCGCCCACUGCUUCGCCGUCUACUGUCAGCACCGCGCCCGUGAAGCGACCGCGUGUGGGAACAACGUACAAGCAGCAGACGCUCUGGGGCGCCCCUCCUCCCCGAAACGCUACUCCCCACAAGCGCUCUGCUCCUUCUGCCGAUCCGAAGCCCCCCACCGCUCUGGCGGAUGCUGAGUAUGAGUUGGUGGACAUCACCCUUGUUGCGCACAUCGUGCAGCAGACAAGGCUUCGUCUGAAGACGCGGUAUUCCCUCCGCGACCCUACACAUCAUUUCGGCAGCGGGGAGAAGAUGCAGCUUCCCGAGUUCAUCAAGAGUCACGGGAAAACGGACAAGCGCGAGAUGAAGGCGGAGGGCGUAGACGGGGACGGGAAUCCCAUGACGUUUGAGUUCAAGCUGCAUGAGCUCCCGCUACCUGGACAUGAGACCGGAGGCGAUGUUACGGCGUGCGUCGAGUUGGCGAUCAAGUACGUGCGCGCCAUUGACAAGGAGCUGGAGUGGCGGAUGCGAGACCUGGAGCUUCUGGAAGGCUCGAAGCUUUUCCGCACAGCCUCGUACAUGACCGACGACACGAAGCGGUCCCACUCCACUGCCGUGCAUGGUCCCUCUGCUGAUUACCCACCCGUCCGCGAUCCCCCUCCGCGCCACUUCUCCGCGUGGUCCAAGCGCCGCCUCUCCGCGGCCCCCACCGCCGCUCCAGACGUGCUGUCGCACGGCGGCCCCGCGCCAGGCGAGAGUGGUCGCGGCCCGUCAUCGCACGCGAGCAACGUCGCGCGAUCGCUGGCGACGAAUGCGCGGCGCCUGCAGAGGCAGCUCCGGCGACUGGCUGUUCGGCAUGGCAGGCACUUGCACCUGGGGGUGGCAGUGGUGCACGUGCCGUCGGGGCAGGCAGCCAUUGUGCGGGCGGCACAGCAGUUCCCGUUGGCGAGUGUGGCGAAGCUGCCUCUGCUCUUCGCAGCAGCGCACGCCCUCCACUGCCCCUGCCCCUGCCACUCCACGCACCACCACCACGCCCCUCCUGCGCCCUUCGCCUCGUGCAGCAGUGGCAGCAGCAACGAAUGGCCGCCAUGUAAGGUACCGUUCCCCUUGGCCCCACUGCACGCGUCGCUCCCACCACCACGGCGCUGCAGCGUGCCCCUCAUGCCGUGCGUGACCACCCCACCCGUGGCCAUGGGCAGUGCGGCGGCUGUCGCUGAAGAGCAUGCUGCAGGUGCGCGAGGAGGACAAGUGCAUUGGCAGUGGCCUCAUGCGCUCCCUGCCCAGGUGCGCGCUGCUGCCCCCCCCUCCUCUUUCGCGCCCUCCUCAUUGCAUCUGGCCACGUGCAUGGGGCGAGUGGCCUCCAUGGCUCACGCAAGUGCUGCUACCGCACACUCACACCCUGUCACGCCUGCCAUCCGCUGCACCUCCUCAAUCUACUCAACGCACGUCGCUCACCCACUCGCCCUAGCACCCUUGUGUGCACCCCUUUCUCAUCCGCACCUUCCCAAUGCUCCCCUCCUCCAGCUGAUCCUUCCCUACCACCACCAUGCGCACUACUGCAUGUGUAU